AUGAACGCCAAGGACUUACCGUACGAGCAGACCUUGCCCGUGCUGUCUCGGCCGGCUGCUUGGGCCGAUCCGAUCCACUCCCCUUAUGCUGCCAUCCACUUCGAUUCUACGAACCCUGUACAGACGACACAGACACCUCUAGCUCCAGCCCCUUCAGCCCUUCCAACCCCUUCAUCUACUGCCCUUCCAACUCCUCCUCCUACAGCUCCCAGUCGCAAAACAACCAGGGUACGCAAACCUCGUAAAAAUACCAACAAUGGGUCUGCGGGGAAAUCGACGUUAUUCUGGGUCAACAGUGAUCAGCAAACUGCAGCGGCAGGCACAACGGAUGAGACCUUGAAGCGGAUCCGGUCCCAUGUUAUGUCCGAGCAUAAUCGCAAGAAGCGAAUGGAAAGCACGGAACAGUACAAUAAGAGCAAAUGGAAGCACUCGCCUUAUCGGCCACCGACGAACCCCGGGGCACUCGUACCUGCCGAGCAUCUCUAUCCGUGCAUCAACUCGUCUACCAGCUUAUCCGGAAGUCAAAUUUCAAAUGAACAAGAGCUAGAACAGGUCGAGGAGCUUGCUACGUCAACAGCUGUGGGAUACCCUGAUACGCAAGCUGCAACAUAUGACUGUGGCUUUGGGUCAGCAUGGUCUUACGUGGGACAAGGAGCCAAUGAUCCUUUUCAUACUGGACAUACGCAGCUCACAGAUAGAAUGAUGCGACACCUUCGAGUCUUCCUCUGGGAUCUGACACAAGAAGCACAUCCAUUGCAAACGCGGUAUAAACCCAAGUUGCAGGCGCAUUGGGCGUCUUUGAUUCAGCGCGACCCGGCAAUUUUGCAUGCAACAAUUUGUAUGGCUACUUCCAAUGACGCUAUGCGGGCAGGCGAGCUACCCAUUCGAGAUCCAAAUCAAAAGCGGAGUCAGUUGGUGAUCGACACGUUCCACCAUCGUGGGGAGACUAUUCGAUUGGUCAACGAGGGCCUGUCAGACCCGGUCAAGGCUUCAAGUGAUGCCCUCAUUGCUGCAGUUUCUACCUUAUUGACAAUCGAAAUCGCGUCGGGGAAUCCCGAUUAUCUCAAAAUCCACCUGGCAGGUUUGCGACAGAUGAUCGCACUGCGAAAGAACUUUGAUGAUGUUCCUUCAGACGUCCGGUUCCAGAUCUCAUGGACUGAUAUCCGAGUUGCUUGCAUGGCCCACGCCAAACCUAUAUUCCCCUUUAUCCGCUAUGCCCGUCCAGCGCGUCUCUCUCUCAUCCCACCCAAUGACGACGUAGCAUUACUUUCCACCCGCCUCUUCCCUCUACUCAAAAUACCCGGCGUCUUUGGCGAAGCCAUGUCGCAAAUCGUUUACGAUCUGCUCGAGCUGUCCUGGUACGCAGAAUGGAUCAAAGGCAACACCGGGUACAAAGAGUUCAACGAGGAAACCGAGGACUACUUCAAUACGGAAGUGCUGCACGUAGAAUACCAACUGCACACAGACCGAUAUACAGCAACAGGCCAGGUAAAGGGCGACAAUACCAUCGAAGGCUGCACCCGUCUCGCUUUACUUCUAUUCCACAAUAGCGCCAUCUGGAAUUUCUAUCCAAUGGUCGGCCAGUUGCUACCCAAGCCGAUUCAGGCUCUACGCAUUGCCCUUGAGGCAACUAUCCCCUCCGGCUUAUUCGCGCUCUGUCGCGACCUGCUCCUCUGGCAGCUUUUCAUGGGCGCAGCUUGCAGCUUAACCAUGCCGUCAGAGCGGGCUUUCUUUGUAUCUGAACUGGCCAAUGCUGCACGGCUACAGGGAAUCCGCUCAUGGCAGGAGGCCCGUGCUAUCUUGCUAGGCUUUUUCUAUGUCGAUCGCAUUCACCUGCCUAUGCUUCGUCAGAUUUGGGAUGAGUGUCAUUUGCAGGUAGACCCGGCAGUAUGA
Messenger RNA from Penicillium griseofulvum, 1893 nucleotides. RefSeq lists its product as uncharacterized. The transcript is spliced from 4 exons. The record is from RefSeq and is a predicted model, not a curated record. Lineage: Eukaryota; Fungi; Ascomycota; Eurotiomycetes; Eurotiales; Aspergillaceae. Bases 1 to 1893 code for a protein of 630 amino acids.